GUUUUAUUUUUGUUAACAAAUAUAGCAUUUAAAAUGUCUUUUUCUCGAGAGUCAUUAACUGAAGAUGUCAGUAAAAAAAGUAAAGGCAUAAUCUCCAGAAUGAAAAGGUCAUUUUCAACAAGUGAUAGCAGGCCUCAGUUAAAUUCAACUAUUGCUAAUAAUAUAAUAGAGGGGAAAGAAAAUAGGAGUUCUUCCACUGAUACAAUAAUCCAACAUGGUUUUACCGUUAAUAGUAAUUCUUUACCCAUAAAUAGUACAUCUUCUAGUCCAAUACCUGCUGCUUUUAAAAUAUACCAAAAUAAGGGUGACAAUGUUAAUUAUUUUAGUGCUUUAUCGACAAGGACGCUUUGUUAUGAAGCAUCUAAUUCAUCUACUUUUAACCUAUCAACUCAAUUCUCUCCUUUUUUGAUUAAGAGCAAUAGUAAUUCAUCUCAAUUAAAUGAUGAUACACCACACUCGUUAACAGUAACAAGCCAAAAAAAGGGCGACAGAAAGAAUAUUUCAACAGUUAAUGAAGAAUUACAAGCUAAAAGCAUAUUUGAAAGAAAAAUAGCAUCGAUAACAAGUGAUAAUGACAAAGUAGGCUAUGCACCAACGCCUGCUAUGUAUUGGUCUCGUCCUGAAGUUUAUGGAAUUAAGCCAUCUUGUGUUAGGGCACAUGCUAGUGUUGUUUAUGGUGAUAAAAUGUAUGUUUAUGGGGGUAUGAAUAACAAUUCAGUUUGUUCAGAUAAGCUUUAUGUGUUAGAGCUAGAUACAUUUACAUGGUCUAUUCCUAAAGUAUUUGGAACACUACCGCCACCAUGUCGAGCUCAUUCAUUAACAGUAGAUCCCAAUAAUGGUAAAAUUUAUUUAUUUGGAGGUGGAGAUGGGCAAAUUUAUUACAAUCAUCUUUACGUCUUGGACAUUUAUACUAUGACAUGGUCUCAACUAAAAACAAAUAAGUCAUUAUCAGAUAGAAGAGCACAUUCUACAAUUAUUUGGAAUGAAGGUUUAUAUGUAUUUGGUGGAGGAAAUGGAACAAAUGCACUAAAUGAUAUGUACAGAUUUGAUUUAAAGACUGAAGAAUGGACAGAAAUUAAGACUAUUAAUAAUACAACAGCAAGAGGAUAUCAUUCAGGAACAGUUGUUAACGAUAAAUUAAUUAUUUUUGGCGGUAACGAUGGAAAAAGGUGUCUUCGUGAUUUUCAUAUUUUGGAUUUGGAGAGCCUUGUAUGGGAGCAUAUGGAAGAUAUUGGAAUACCAAGCUUUGCACACUCAGCUAUCUGUUUAGGGUCAUUCUUGUUUAUAAUUGCUGGUCGUAAUGAAAGACAAUAUUCUAACAAUUUAUUAAUGUUAAAUUUAGUCAAUAUGAAUUGGGAAACAAAAAUAAUUUAUGGACAGGCGCCAUCCCCAAGAGGAUACCAUACCUCUGUAUUGCACGACAGUAGAAUUAUUUUAUUCGCUGGCUAUGAUGGGUCAGUUUUCUUGAAUGAUAUUCACAUACUUGAUUUGAGCUCAUAUUCUUAUUUACCUCAAAUUACUAAUUUUACAAUUAAUAUGCAUAAAAAAAAUGGGGUGUGCAUUUAAUCCAACAAUUUUUUUUUUUAUACAUAUUUGUAU
This is a messenger RNA of Cokeromyces recurvatus, 1599 nucleotides long. RefSeq lists its product as uncharacterized. NCBI's taxonomy places the organism in Eukaryota, Fungi, Mucoromycota, Mucoromycetes, Mucorales, Mucoraceae. Gene Ontology annotation, molecular function: protein binding. The record is from RefSeq and is a predicted model, not a curated record. The transcript has 5 exons. Bases 34 to 1566 code for a protein of 510 amino acids.